Messenger RNA from Racocetra persica, 164 nucleotides. The record is from the annotation of a GenBank genome assembly. NCBI's taxonomy places the organism in Eukaryota, Fungi, Glomeromycota, Glomeromycetes, Diversisporales, Gigasporaceae.
GAACAUGGUGAAGUAGAAAGACCACCCAUGAAAAACGUUAGUAGAGUAAACUACUGCGAAAAUGAGUUAUACACGGUAGACAAAAGAAAGCAACAAGUACAACCCGAUAUCCCUGAGAAAAGGCCUAAAUUACGACCAGAACCGGAGUGGGAAAAUAGACUUCG